This is a messenger RNA of Suncus etruscus (white-toothed pygmy shrew), 1803 nucleotides long. RefSeq names its product prostaglandin I2 synthase (gene PTGIS). Lineage: Eukaryota; Metazoa; Chordata; Mammalia; Eulipotyphla; Soricidae. Gene Ontology annotation, biological process: prostaglandin biosynthetic process. Gene Ontology annotation, molecular function: heme binding; prostaglandin-I synthase activity; oxidoreductase activity, acting on paired donors, with incorporation or reduction of molecular oxygen. The transcript has 10 exons. The coding region runs from base 41 to 1546 and encodes 501 amino acids. The record is from RefSeq and is a predicted model, not a curated record.
UACCCGCUGCCCGCUGCCCGCUGUCCGCUCUGCUGCUGCCAUGUCUUGGGCGAUGGUCCUCGGCCUUCUGGCCGCGCUGCUCCUACUGGUGCUUCUGCUGCGCUACCGGCGCACGCGGUGGCCAAACGAGCCUCCCCUGGAUGUGGGCAGGGUGCCAUGGCUGGGCCAUGCCCUGGAGUUUGGAAAGGAUGCUGCCAGUUUCCUCACCAGGAUGAAGGAGAAGCACGGGGACAUCUUUACUGUGCUAGUGGGAGGCAAGUAUGUGACUGUGCUCCUGGAUCCCCACUCCUAUGACUCAGUGGUGUGGGAGUCCCACUCCAAACUGGACUUCCACGCAUAUGCCCUGCACCUCAUGGAUCGGAUCUUUGACGUGAAGCUCCCGCAUUACAGUCCAAGCGAGGAGAAGGCCAAGCUGAAGCCGACGCUGCUCUAUAAGGAGCUCCAGGCACUCAUAGAAGCCAUGUACACCAAUCUUCGCACAGUUCUGCUGGGCGACAUCACCGAAGCAGGCAGUGGCUGGCAGGAGAUGGGCCUCCUGGAGUUCUGCUACGGCUUCCUGCUCAGAGCCGGCUACCUAACGCUAUAUGGAGUCAAGGAAUUGCCACACACACCCCAGAGCCAGGCCAACGACCGGGCCCAUUCAGCCGAUGUCUUCCACAACUUCCGUCAGCUUGACCUGCUGCUUCCCAAACUGGCCCGUGGCUCUCUGUCGGGAGAGGAGAAGCUGCUUGUGGUUGGGGCCAAAGAUCGCCUGUGGAGGCUGUUGUCCCCGGCCAACCUGGCCCACCGGGUGAACUGGAGCGCCUGGCUGGACAGUUACCUGCAGCACCUGGAGGAGCUGGGCGUGCCAGAGAAAAUGCAGGCACGGGCAAUGCUGCUGCAGCUCUGGGCCACACAGGGGAACAUGGGUCCUGCUGCCUUCUGGCUGCUGCUCUUCCUGCUCAGAGACCCUGAGGCAUUGGCCGCUGUCCGUGGAGAGCUGGAGCAGACCAUGGAGCAGGCAGAGCAGUCUACCUCUCAGACAACCACCUUCCCACAGGAGAUAUUGGACAACACACCUGUGCUUGACAGCGCCUUGAAUGAAAGCCUCCGGCUCACAGCCGCACCCUUCAUCACUCGGGAGGUGGUAGUGGACAUGGCCCUGUCCCUAGCAGAUGGACGCGAGUUUGCUCUGCGGCGUGGGGACCGGCUCCUCCUCUUCCCCUAUGUGAGCCCCCAGAAGGACCCAGAAGUCUACCCAGAUCCAGAAGAAUUUAAAUACAACCGAUUCUUGAACGCUGAUGGCUCAGAGAAGAAAGAUUUCUAUAAGAAUGGGAAACGACUGAAGAACUAUAGCCUGCCAUGGGGCGCUGGGCUCAACCAGUGCCUGGGGAGGGGCUAUGCCAUCAGCAGCAUCAAACAAUUCGUGUUUCUUGUGCUGACCUACUUGGACCUGGAGCUGCUCACCCCGGAGAAAGAACUCCCCAAGUUUGACACCAGCAGGCACGGCUUUGGCCUCCUGCAGCCAGCCCAUGAUGUGUGUAUCCGUUACCGCCUGCGGUCCUGAGCCCCAGAGACCUCCCACUGUGGUUCACAUAAGCUGCUGCCGCCAGCCUGCACCCCCCUCCCCAAAUCCCCAAUGCUGUAUCUGCUUCUGGGGUGCAUCUUUGACACCUCACACUGUGGAGCAAUCCUCUUUCCUCCUUUUGUCCCUUGACAGCUGUUUGGGGGAGGGGAAAAAGGGGAGAAAGAAGCGAAGGUGGGUCAGCAGGGAAGGUUCCAGAAACUUUACUGGGAAGCAAGUAAAGGAUCAGCUUGAAAGGG